Messenger RNA from Piliocolobus tephrosceles (Ugandan red Colobus), 2056 nucleotides. RefSeq names its product zinc finger protein 174 (gene ZNF174). NCBI's taxonomy places the organism in Eukaryota, Metazoa, Chordata, Mammalia, Primates, Cercopithecidae. Bases 390 to 1613 code for a protein of 407 amino acids. The record is from RefSeq and is a predicted model, not a curated record. The transcript is spliced from 4 exons.
UCUCGGUAGUUCCUCAGCAGCCAGUGGGCGUCUCCGCGGCGAGUGGAAUCGACCCCGCCCCCAGCCCGUGCUCGCAGGUGCCGGGUUCCAAGUCCCGCGGUCCCCGGUUCCCAGAGAGAGUCCUUUUAGGACGUUAUGACUUUUCUCCUUUGCAAGACUUCAAAAAACUGACAGGAAGAUAAAACUCUUCCCACUGCCAGGAACCGCGUUGUCUUGAGUUUGGCUAGUAAAGGCUAGCAAGUGAGGCCUUGUCUCUGCAUCCUGUUCUCCCUAACAUCCUCAGAGAACCUUCGUUUUUGAGUCUUUCUAGUAUUCAGAGACUUAUCCAGGGUCAUGAUCCCAAAGGCUUAACCCGUUUACAAGGAGAGAGUUGUCUCCUGACCCCCAAAAUGGCAGCUAAAAUGGAGAUAACUUUAAGCUCCAACAACGAAGCUUCCUCCAAGCAAGAGAGACACAUAAUAGCCAAACUAGAAGAGAAACGGGAGCCUACUCUGCAAAAAAACUGCCCCGAUCCUGAACUCUGCCGCCAGAGCUUCAGACGCUUUUGUUAUCAAGAGGUGUCUGGACCCCAGGAAGCACUCUCCCAGCUCCGACAGCUCUGCCGUCAGUGGCUGCAACCCGAGCUGCACACCAAGGAGCAGAUUUUGGAGCUUCUGGUGAUGGAGCAGUUCCUGACCAUCCUGCCCCCAGAUAUCCAGGCUCGGGUCAGGCAUCGAUGUCCAAUGAGCAGCAAGGAGAUUGUGACCCUCGUGGAAGAUUUUCACAGAGCAUCCAAGAAACCAAAGCAGUGGGUGGCCGUUUGUAUGCAGGGGCAAAAGGUGCUCUUGGAGAAAACUGGAUCUCAGCUUGGAGAACAGGAACUGCCAGACUUUCAACCGCAGACUCCUCGGAGAGAUCUCAGGGAGAGCUCUCCAGCAGAGCCUUCCCAGGCGGAGGCUUAUGACCGGCUGAGCCCCCAUCAUUGGGAGAAAUCCCCACUCCUCCAAGAACCAGCCCCCAAAUUGGCUGGGACAGAGGCCCCCAGAAUGAGAAGUGACAACAAGGAAAAUCCACAACAGGAAGGGGCUAAAGGAGCAAAGCCAUGUGCAGUGUCAGCUGGCAGAUCCAAAGGGAAUGGUCUGCAGAGUCCUGAACCGAGAGGGGCAAAUAUGAGUGAACCUCGGUUAUCACGGAGGCAGGUCAGCCCCCCAAAUGCUCAAAAGCCAUUUGCUCACUACCAGAGACAUUGCAGGGUGGAAUACAUCAGCAGCCCCCUAAAAAGCCACCCACUGAGAGAGCUGAAGAAAAGCAAAGGAGGUAAACGGAGCCUGAGCAACCGUUUGCAACAUCUUGGUCACCAGCCCAACCGCUCAGCAAAGAAACCCUACAAAUGCGAUGACUGUGGGAAAAGCUUCACAUGGAAUUCAGAGCUGAAGAGACACAAGAGAGUCCACACAGGAGAGAGACCCUACACGUGCGGAGAAUGUGGAAACUGCUUUGGGCGGCAGUCAACCCUGAAGCUGCACCAGAGGAUCCACACUGGAGAGAAGCCAUACCAGUGUGGCCAGUGUGGGAAAAGCUUUCGCCAGAGCUCAAACCUUCACCAGCAUCACAGGCUCCACCAUGGGGAUUGAAAGGAGCACUCCAUGCUUUAGAUUCACAAGGAAGGUGUUUGUGUUUCUCCUCCCCCUUACUUGCAUGUAAAUCACAAAGACUGUGUGACUUACAAGGAAAGCAAGAGGCCCAUGAGGAAUGAUGAUGCACAUUUUGCUGUGAGGAGGCCCAGAAAAGGCCAACCAGGGCCCAACCAUGCAUGAUGACACGGUGAAGAGAUGGCAGUUCUAGGUAUUGGGGCAAAGGGAACUUAAGUCUCUGCAGAGAGCAAGGAGUAACUACUGAGAGAGAAUCAGGACAAUCCUGCAGGUGGCCUGCUUAUUGUUAAAUCGUCCUUCUGUUGCUUUAUCCUCUAAAAUAUGUUAAGGGAUAAAUUCUAUAUAUAGUUAUGCAUUUGCUGUCAUACCAGACAAUUUUUUAUCAUGCACACGCUUCUUUAAUAAAGAUGAGUGAUCUACCAGAA